UUAGUCAGAAAUGACGUAGCCUGUAGAACACAACCGCCCGGCAGUAUUUCAGGGCGACGCUGGUCAACGAUCCUUCAUCUCUUCCUCCCUCUUACAUCCAUCCCUGAAUGCACAAGUGAAUCUUCCUCAAGAAUUACCUCUUUGAACACAUCUCAAACUACCACAAUGUCGAGUGACAAGAACAACGGCUCCGGUUUCCUGGGUGGUCUCGGAAAUGGCCUCGGUAAGACUGUCACCGGCGUGACGGGCACCCUGGGCAGCGCGGUCGGCGGCCUGGGACGAACCGUCGGCGGAGUCACCGAAGGCAUCGGACGGACGGUCAGCGGAGCCGGCGAAAGCCUCGAGGGCACGACCAAGAACGUGGGCGAGUCGGCGGGAAACACUUUCAAGAGUGACAGUGGCAAGAAAUAGGGAGUCCCGACGUUCCCCGAGGUGGCUCUGUAUUUUAUUACGACGAUGUUCAUUUAUUCUGCUCCGAUAGUGUUUAUAUUAAUUCCCUUCACGCGCUAGGUUGAACCUGAUGUGAAUGUCGAUGUCUUGUAUAGUCAAUCAAGUGUGGUUCAUUCUUCAAUCCUACCAUUAUUA
Aspergillus steynii IBT 23096 is the source of this 585-nucleotide messenger RNA. RefSeq lists its product as uncharacterized. The record is from RefSeq and is a predicted model, not a curated record. The coding region runs from base 166 to 411 and encodes 81 amino acids. The transcript is spliced from 2 exons. NCBI's taxonomy places the organism in Eukaryota, Fungi, Ascomycota, Eurotiomycetes, Eurotiales, Aspergillaceae.